Peniophora sp. CBMAI 1063 is the source of this 1977-nucleotide messenger RNA. NCBI's taxonomy places the organism in Eukaryota, Fungi, Basidiomycota, Agaricomycetes, Russulales, Peniophoraceae. The record is from the annotation of a GenBank genome assembly.
AUGGCCUAUUGUGAAGGAAAGGAGGACUUCGAGGAGUCGGGUCCUCACGAAGCGGAGGGGGACGGGCUCUGGAACGUAUUUCUGCAGACCAUGAGGGUCGAGCGGGAUGAAGUCGUACGGCAUGGCAAAGCAGCCAUGAACGAGAUCUUACUGUUUUCCACCGUCUUCACCGCCACAGUCGCGAUGUUUCUCGUGGAUAGCCAACAUUCCCUUAGCCUCUCUGAUUCGAAUGUGCGGGAGACUGGCGCAACCGCUCGUACAAACGCCCUGCUGGAGCAACUAGUGCUAUCGACCAACACGACGCCUGUGCCAGAGGUCGAGAGAGGGUCGUUCCGCCCGACUGAUACUGCGAUGGUCGUGAAUACACUCUGGUGUCUCAGUCUCGUUACCUCGCUCUUAAGCGCUCUGCUUGCCAUGAUGAUCCAGGAAUGGCUGAGGGACUCCGUGAGGAAAGAAACACGCCUCGCGAUGGGGACCAUCGAGCAAUACGGUCUCAAACGGCUGCGCGUGUACACGUCUCUCGAGCGGUACGGCCUAGACAGGCUCGCAACGUUCCUUGGGGGCAUGACACAGCUGGCCGUCGCUCUCUUCCUCGUGGGGCUCUCGCUGUCCCUCUUCCCUGCCCAUUCGACGCCAGCUCUUGCCGUCGUGGCACUGUCGGGGAUGGCCUCCGUGUUCUAUAUCAUCGCCAGCCUCAUGCCGUUCAUCGACUCGAGGAGCCCUUACUACACCCCGCUGAGCUUCGUCUUGUUCGCAGUCACUUACAACUCGAUGAUGCUCAUUACGUGCUCUCUGAUGUAUCUUGUGAGCGUAUGUGCUGCGGUGCGAAGUUGGAUCUCCAAGAAGCACAUCACUCUACAAGAUCUUGAUCCUCGACACGUCGGAGUGUUCCUAGAAGAUCCCGUGCGUUCCGCGCAACUCCUGCUCCCUAUCCUGGUCUGGAUCAUUCGCUCGAGAUCUGCAGAGGAGCUUGAUCGGCUGAUCAGCCGUACUUUUGAGCCUCCGCAGAGACCACAGGCUAUCGAGGGCAAGGAGAUGGGUUUCUUAUCGACCCGCGCACACCAGCACCUACUGAAGUGCCCCAGCGCACUACGGUACUUAUCACGCCGCCUGCUCUGCCUUCGAUACCAAGGCGUCGCCAACUUUUUCGUCGGACUGCGAAACAGCAGUAUCGUCAUGACCCAGCUCGUGGGUCUCUUCUGUGACGUAGAUUCGGUCCUCGCCGCUUUAGGAUCGAUCCGGUUCUUGCAGAUGCUUCUUUCGGCGGAAACAUAUGCGGACAACCAGUCGCAGACGCAUACCAACCAGGACUUCCGUUGGGUAUACAUGGGUCCCAUUCUCGAGGUCUUCCCUUCGUUCGCCCGACGGCUAGGUGAACUUAACGCCGAAGCACUGCGCCAGCAAGAUGUUGCGUUACACGCGGCAAUAGCGAGCUUCCGUUGGACGCUCAUCCAGGCGCUGGGGAGCAUUCAGGGACACCCGUGCGCUCCCGAUCAGCCAGGAUUCGUUGCAAGGACGAACAUACGGUUUAUGUUCGCGGCGCUCAACGCUGUCGAGACUCUCCGUCUGCACACCGUGCUUUCGAACGAUCACGAGGAUCUCGAAGAUCUCUUCCUGGACAAGUCCAACGAUCCUCGGUUCGAACUCGGGUCCCGUACUGCGCUGACGCUGUUGGAGGGCGUGAAACUUUGCGACUGGCGCCCGUCAGUCGAUUGGGAGAAGCCCGAGUCGAAUUACCUUCGCAGAGGCACGCCAGGGAUGUGGGAGUGGCGUCGGUUGUACGAUCCGAAAGGCGUCGGGCCCAAGCCCUUCGCCUCGACUUCCUUACGCGACCUGUUCAGUCAGGAAAGCGUUCAAGUGUCAAUGAGGGCAAUGGCGUUGGGCUCGACGCUCCCCGAUGGCAGAGGUAUUAGUUUGGCCGCAAUCAACGCGCUCCGAGACCUUGCGAGCAUCGCCGACUUCUCCAGGCUUGAAUGA